UGGAGAAAUGCCAUGUGCAUAAUUUUGUUAUUUCGUGAUUCUGUUCCCAUAAUAAUUUCUGAGGCUAAACAAUUAUCACUCCGAGUUGUAAGAUGAGAUUUUGCGAGGUCGAUGGCGAUACUGAGCGUCAUGGAUCCAGAAUCUCCCAAGGACGAAUCGGAGAGUUGGGGUUCCAGUAGGCUGCUAACCCCGCAUUGAGUCGCUCGUCAAGAACCGCAAGUUGAGUCUCUGUCCGCGAGCAAGCCUUCGUGGAGAACCGGCAAUUGAAAAUAUGAGAUAGGAAUUAUGAGGCCUUGAACAGAUUGUCAGCAUUCUACCGUUGAAGACUUCAGCAUCAGGAAUUGUAGCUUUUGGAUAAAUGCAAAGUCACUAUGGAGCUGACCACUUCUCUCAGACACUGGCAACCCCCCCGCCUCCAUCUCAAACCCUAACUCCAACACCACCCUCAUAAAUGAUAACAUGGCGGAAAUAAUAGACGACAAAAGCAGCCACUGCAUCCCCUUCAUCCUCGCCCGCCAUGCCAUCCACGCUGCCUCAUCCCCCGCCACCCCCUUCUUCAUAGGCAUCAACGGCGUCCAAGGCGUCGGGAAAUCCACCCUCGUCUCUCUCCUCCUCUCCACCCUCCACAACGACUGCAACCUCGUGACCGAGAUCAUCAGCCUCGAUGACCUCUAUCUCACCCACGCCGACCAAGUCGCCCUGGCAGAAGCCAAUCCCUCGAACCCACUGAUCCAGCACCGCGGAGAGCCCGGAACCCACGACAUCCCCCUCGCCCGCUCCCUCUUCACCAGCCUGCGCAACCAAACCGAAACCUCCAUCCCUCGCUACGACAAGUCCGCCUUCAACGGGCAAGGCGACCGUACACCACCCCCCCUUCGCGUCAACGAGAAAAGCAAGCGGAAGCUGCAAGUCAUAAUCCUCGAAGGGUGGUCUGUCGGAUUCCGCGCCCUCCCAGACUCCGAAGUCGUCGCCAAACGCGAAGCGUCGCGUUCGAAUCCCGAUUCAACACUAUGGAAGAACAGGCUCGAGGAUUUGCUGUUCGUGAAUGACAAACUGAGGGAGUAUGAUGUUAUGACGGACAUGCUGGAUGCGUUUAUACAUCUCGAUGCUAGUGAGACGGCGUUUGUGUAUGCGUGGCGGAGGGAGCAGGAGGAGGCGCUGAGGAAGGUGAGGGGGGUGGAAAAUGCGAUGACGGAUGAGCAGGUUGUGAAGUUCGUGGAUGGGUAUCACCCCGCUUAUGAGCUGUUCACGGAGGAGCUAAGGAGGGGGGUGUUUAAGGGGGAUGAGGGGAAGAAGGGGAGUCAGUUGAGGCUGAUCGUUGGGAGAGAUAGACGUGUGCAAGAGGUGCAGCAGAUAUGA
Molecule: messenger RNA, 1359 nt
Organism: Pseudogymnoascus destructans
Lineage: Eukaryota; Fungi; Ascomycota; Leotiomycetes; Thelebolales; Thelebolaceae
Exons: 2
Coding region: 460-1359 (299 amino acids)
Cellular component (GO): cytoplasm
Source: RefSeq, a predicted model, not a curated record